AUAUAGAAGCACUGCAAUACCAGACGCAUAUUUCGGUGGAUGUAAAGAGAGAAAUAAAGCGAGCGAAAUUGUUAUGUCUGAGAAAAUAAUUUGUGAGCAAGAGAAUUAGGUUUUCUUGGAGUGAAGCUGCAGGGAAGAACCGAGAAAAUUACAGUGAUUUUCUAGGGUUUCUGGAAGAAUUUUCCACGAAGCCAAACGGGGCCGUUUAACAGCGGCGUAGUUUCCAGGAAAUCGAAAGAGAAAAGGAGACUUUGACGAGGAGGGAGAUGGAGACUGUGAGCAGCGCAUAUUAUUUAGUAUUAUAAAUAUAAUUGUUGUUAUCUUGUUUUCUUGCUUUCGGAGAGAGAGAUAAAUAUUUUUUUUACCUUAUUUGGUUGUUUUGAACGAAAUAAACAAAUAAAAAGAGGUUUCAAUUGUGUGCGAGAGAGAGAAAGAUAAAGAGAGAGAUGGCUUCUUCGUCGUCGGCGACGGUGGCUGUGGAGAAGGCGACGAGCGACCUUCUGAUUGGGCCUGAUUGGACUAUGAAUAUCGAUAUCUGCGAUUCCGUUAAUUCUCAUCGUUGGCAGGCAAAAGAUGUUGUGAAAGCUGUAAAAAAGAGGCUGCAGCAUAAGAACUCUAAAGUGCAACUACUUUCUUUGACGCUUUUGGAGACAAUGGUGAAAAACUGCGGUGAUUAUGUUCAUUUUCAAAUUGCUGAGAAGAAUAUAUUGGGAGAGAUGGUCAAGAUCGUAAAGAAAAAGUCAGAUAUGCAUGUUAGAGAUAAAAUAUUGGUUUUAUUGGAUGCCUGGCAAGAGGCAUUUGGUGGGCCUGGAGGGAAGCAUCCCCACUACUACUGGGCAUAUGAGGAACUAAGGCGUUCUGGAGUACAAUUUCCCAAGCGAUCCUUGGACACAUCUCCUAUAUUUACACCACCUGCUAGCCAUCCAACACUAAGAAUUACAGAACCUGGAUAUGGAAUGCCGACUAAUUCUUCUAGAAGACUUGAUGAAACAAUGGCAACAAAGAUAGAAGGCUUAAGUUUGUCAAGCAUGGAUGCUAUGCGGAACGUUAUGGAACUUUUAAAUGACAUGUUGCAAGCUGUGAAUCCUAGUGACCGCUCAGCUGUUAAAGAUGAAAUAAUUGCCGAUGUUGUCGACCGAUGUCGUUCGAACCAAAAGAUGCUAAUGCAAAUGCUAACUACAACUAGUGAUGAAGAACUUCUUUGUCGAGGUCUUGAAUUAAAUGACAGUAUGCAGAUCGUCCUUGCAAAGCAUGAUGCUAUAGCUUCUGGUUCUCCCAUGCCAAGUCAAGUUACAAACUUGAGACCCCAACAAACUGAAUUUUGUGAAUCCAGUGUGAAACAUGGAGAACCAUCGGACUUUAGUCCUAGAUCUAAUGCUAACCCAUCUCCUCCAGCUGUGAAUAUGACUAGGAGCCAGAUUGAUGAAGACGAGGAAGAAGAAGAUGACUUCGCUCAGCUUGCAAGAAGGCACUCCAAAGGACAGCCAAAGCGUUCUGCGAGUACAUCUGCUGGAACCAACGAUGGUCUUGCAUUGAUAGAUAAUAGUAGUACCUCAUCUGUGCCAGGUGCUUCAUCUCCAGUUUCCGAUCAUGCAUUAGCAUUAGCUCUUCCUGAUCCACCAGCUUCUGUUAGGACAACAACAAAAGAACAGGACAUGAUCGACCUUUUGAGUCUUGCUCUAGCAACAACAUCACCCUCCUCUCACACCCCUCAUUCUCCAUCAGCCUCUAAUGGAAAUACGCAUCAGGUACCCGUCUCCUCCAGCACCCAAGAGCUACCUUUUGCUUCCCAAAACUUUUCUGGAAACCAAGGGCAUGUGCCCUACAAUAGUUAUGUUGUUCCAUGGGCCCAGCCUCAACCCCAGCAACAAUUUCAACCUCAAGCUCAAUCACCAUUUCAGCUCCAGCAACAAUUUGAGCUUCAGUCUCGAUCGGGGUUACAACGCCCACAGCAACCACAAUUCCAAUCUCCAUCCCAGGUUCCUCAGUACUCAUCUCAAUACCCCCCUCCACCAUGGGCGGCAACCCCUGGUUAUGCCAACAACCAAAGUCAUUUGGCUGCAACAAAUAAUAGUAUGUUUUCUACUCCCAGAACAAAUGCAGCCAUGGCCUCGACAACCAUGCAGGCAGCUAGACCCUUGCAACAUUUUAACUCGUUCUCUUCGAGAGGAAGCAAUGGGCUUGCUGCACAUGGUGAUCCUCAGAUGAGCUCUGGUCUUCGGAAUCCUGCCCCUACUGUUAUUCAGAAGCCAUUCAUUCCGUCAUACAGACUGUUUGAGGAUUUGAAUGUUCUUGGCAGUGCGGAUGGAAGACUUAAAAUGACAAGUACUAACACCACGCCAAGCAUGUCUGGAACUUCUAGCCAGGGUAUGGUGGCUGGGAGAAAGUGAAAUGCGAGCUACGCAAGGGCACAGGAGUUGGAAAUAUUUGUGUGAAUAUGUUGCAUCUGAAAGAGUAAGGUAGACGAUUUUACCUUUUUGCUUGUUCAAUGAUUUCAUCAUCUUUAAAAUUUGCGUCUUUAAUUAAUGAUUAAUUUGCCGCGGACUUCUAUCUUUGUUCUGGUUAUUGUGAAAGGGGAAUUGGUUUCGUGAAAACUGUAAAGAAUGCCUGACGUCAGUGAAAGCCAUGGGCUGGGCUUAUCAGAUUAUUUUAUUAUUAUGUCACUAAAGUGGAUGCUUUCUUCUU
Messenger RNA from Tripterygium wilfordii, 2685 nucleotides. Its product is annotated as TOM1-like protein 6. The transcript is spliced from 9 exons. Gene Ontology annotation, molecular function: ubiquitin binding; phosphatidylinositol binding. NCBI's taxonomy places the organism in Eukaryota, Viridiplantae, Streptophyta, Magnoliopsida, Celastrales, Celastraceae. Bases 447 to 2390 code for a protein of 647 amino acids. The record is from RefSeq and is a predicted model, not a curated record. Gene Ontology annotation, biological process: protein transport to vacuole involved in ubiquitin-dependent protein catabolic process via the multivesicular body sorting pathway.